Prunus armeniaca (apricot) is the source of this 624-nucleotide messenger RNA. Lineage: Eukaryota; Viridiplantae; Streptophyta; Magnoliopsida; Rosales; Rosaceae. The record is from the annotation of a GenBank genome assembly.
AUGGAGAAGGUGGACUUCUCCAGGCUGCGUCGGCAGAAGGAGGUGAAUCUGGUCGUCCAUCGGCAGGAGGUUCCCUUGUUCAAUGUCUUUCUAGAAGGCGCGAAGUGUGACCCUGAGGUUCUAGCGAGGACCCUGGCCACUUCCUAUGCAGAUCGGGCCCAGAAGACCUUCCUUACUCAUGCCUAUGCCUAUGACGAGAUGUACGUAAAUAUGGCCAAGGCAGAUAAAGAGAUCCAGAGGUUGAAGAGGCGUAAGGAGAUGACCAAGGACAAGAUAGUGGAGGCGCAUGAGGCCAUCCAAGAGAAGAACACCCUGGUGCUGCAGAAAGCGGCGAUGGCCAAGGAGAUGGAAGAGCUGAAGCAAUCGAGGGCCGAGGAGAUAGCUGCUACCCAAGCCGAAGCGAUCGAGUCGUUUCGGAGUUCAGAGGAGCUGAGGAGCUACUUCAUGGAUCAGAUGGUGGCGAUGCAGCUGAGUUGGGAAGAGAGGUUGGCGAGGUUCAACCCGUCGGUCGAGAUUAACUUUGAUACGAGUGGCGAGCCUCCUUCACCUAGUCCUACCACCGAUGCCGCUCCAGAGCCAGAGGCAGAGUCGGCUACCACGGAUGCUCCAUCUACCGAGUCUUGA